Molecule: messenger RNA, 1274 nt
Organism: Cuscuta epithymum
Lineage: Eukaryota; Viridiplantae; Streptophyta; Magnoliopsida; Solanales; Convolvulaceae
Source: the annotation of a GenBank genome assembly
CUCCACCAAACUCCAAAGCUACCAAGAUUAUCAUUUUCUCCCUAUGGCUUUCUUCGUGUUUUUCUUGGCUGGCCUUCUCACAAUGUCUUCAACUGUCAUUGCCAACCCCAUCGGAGGGUGGACCGACGCCCAUGCAACCUUCUACGGCGGCGGAGAUGCCUCUGGAACUAUGGGAGGGGCCUGUGGUUAUGGGAAUCUGUACAGCCAAGGGUAUGGUACAAAAACUGCAGCGCUGAGUACAUCUCUGUUCAACAAUGGCCUUGCAUGUGGAUCUUGCUAUGCCAUUAGGUGUGUGGGUGACAAAUCUUGCCUGAAAGGCACUAUAGUCGUCACCGCCACCAACUUUUGCCCUCCAAACAACGGCCUUCCGAGCAAUGCCGGCGGGUGGUGCAACCCUCCCCGCCACCACUUUGACCUCGCCCAGCCGGUCUUCCAAAGCAUCGCCCAAUACAGAGCCGGAAUCGUCCCUGUCUCUUACAAAAGGGUGCCGUGUAGGAGAAGCGGAGGAAUACGGUUCACAAUCAACGGACAUGCCUUCUUCAACUUGGUGCUGGUGACUAACGUCGGCGGCGCCGGAGAUGUCCACGCGGUGGAGGUUAAGGGCUCAAGAACAGGAUGGCAGCCACUGUCAAGAAACUGGGGGCAAAACUGGCAAAGCAACUCUAACCUUAAUGGACAAGCUUUAUCGUUCAGGGUCACCACCAGCGACGGCCGGAGUGUGGUGUCUAACAACGUUGCCCCUGCCGGAUGGUCUUUUGGUCAAACCUAUUCCGGCAGCCAGUUCUAGCUUUACUAAUUAAACACAAAUAUGCAAUUAGUUACCUAAAAUUACUAUUCUGGUCAGUAAUAUUAGUAACAUGACCGAUAUAGUAUGUAACGUGUGGUCUAGGGUCAGAAUGGGAAGGCUAAAUUUAACACAGCCUUCACCAUUAAGGCUUGUUUGGCUGCCCUGGUUUAAAAAGGGUACCAAAUUUGUUAGGCCAAGUGGUUUUUGGCCAACUACUUUAGUUUAUCUUUUUUGGUGGUUUUGUAGAGCAGUGGUGGAAUUUUGACCACCCGCUAAAAGUAGUAGUGAGAGUGUGACUAAGAUAGAUGUCCGAUGGUUGCUUUCUUCACCAAGUGCUGGCUAAAAAAGGUUGACUUGGUGGGGGUAAAAGUGUAAAACUUCAAACUUGUAGUAGUGAUGUGAAACUGGUUCAUUUAACUUUUUAUUACUGCUAUAAAUUUUGUGUUCAGUAAAACGGAAAAACGGAGUAUUCAUUGACUUCAUUCUC